UUUUCUCUGAUGAUGACUGAUCCCAUUUCAUGCUUCCUGUUGAUUAGGAUUGUGGACUUCAGAGAAGGUCUCUGGACUUCAGUCUCUUUGCUACUUUUCACCACAAGGAAAGAGAGAGAAAAGAGCUGAAGAGCCAUGGAAAUGUUGGGGACCACCACCCUCUUCCUGGUGGUCUUCCUGGUCCUCCUUGUGGCCUGGAGGAAAGUGGAGACCAAGAGGAAGAACUGGCCCCCAGGCCCAACACCCCUCCCGGUCAUUGGAAACCUCCUCCAGCUGAAGCCCACCAACAUGGCAGAACAGUUUAAGAAGAUGAGUAAAAAGUAUGGAUCGGUCUUCAUGGUGUAUUUCGGCUCAGACCCAAUGGUCAUCGUCUACGGCUAUGAGGUGGUGAGGAAGGUGUUAUUGGACAACGGAGAUGAAUUCCUCAACAGGGGAAGCUUCCCUUCGGCAGAUAAGACCAACAAAGGACUUGGCGUCAUCAUGUCCAACGGUGAGCGGUGGGUCCAACUUCGCCGCUUCUCACUCAUGACCUUGAGGAACUUUGGGAUGGGAAAGAAGAGCAUCGAGGAACGGAUCCAGGAUGAGGCGGAACACAUGAUGGAGGAGCUCAGGGCCACAAGGGGGCAAGCCUACAACCCACAACACCUUUUCAACUGCGUCACAGCCAAUGUGAUCAGCCACAUCCUUCUGGGGGAACGGUUUGACUACUAUGAUGAGGAGUACCUCCAGACCCUCAAGCAGCUCAUUGAUGGCACCCGCCUGGAGAGCUCAGUCUCAGGACAGCUUUACAAUUUCUUCCCCAGGAUCAUGGACUAUUUGCCUGGUGAACACCAAAACUUAUUCAAAAACCUUUAUGGUGUCCAGGCCUUUAUUGCCCGAAAGGUAAAAGAGCGUGAGAAGACCUCGGAUCACACUGAUGUUCCUCAGAACUUCGUAGAUGCCUUCCUCCUCAAAAUGGAGCAGGAGAAGGACAACCCCAACACAGAAUUUACUAAAGAGAAUCUGAUGAUGACCAUUUAUGAUUUAUUUAUCGCUGGAACGGAAACCAGCAGCACCACCAUGAGAUACUUUUUCAUGACGUUGGUGGAGCACCCGGAGGUCCAAGCCAAAAUCCAUGAUGAAAUAGACCGGGUGAUUGGCCGGGAGCGGAUACCCACCAUGAAGGACCGCCUGGAUAUGCCCUUCACUGAGGCCGCCAUCCAUGAAGGCCAGAGGUUCCUUGACCUCGUCCCCUUAGGCAUCUUCCGUGUGACGAAAAGGGACAUCGAGCUGGAAGGCUUCACCAUCCCAAAGGGGGCAACUGUCUGCACCAUCCUGAGUUCCUCGCUCCGCGAUCCUAAGCAAUUUGCAGAUCCAUAUCAGUUUAACCCAGAGCACUUCUUGGACAAAGAUGGGCACUUCAAGAAGAACGAAGCUGACAUGCCUUUCUCUGCAGGAAAGAGGAACUGUCUUGGUGAAGGACUGGCCCGUAUGGAGCUCUUCAUCUUCAUCACCACCAUCCUGCAAAGCUUCUGCCUCAAACACGCUCCUGGAGUGCCCAAAAUAGAUCUCACCCCAGAAGUCAGUGGUAUUCUGAAUGUUCCACGGCAGGUCCCCUUCUGCUUCUCCCCACGCUGAGGAGCCCAUUCCACUCCCAUGAAGUUCUUGUGAAGUCUUCUUUUUAGUGUGAAUGAUGUCAUUUGAAUAGCAAGACACCAAAGCUGACCUCACCUCAGAUGGCAAUGGCAUCCUGAACAUCUCAUGCCAAGACCCUUCUUCUUCCUGCGUUGAAAAAGCCAUUCUGCUCCCAUGAAGUUCUCAUAACAUUUUCUCCUUGGUGUAGAUGCUGUCAUUUUAAUUAUAAGACCCCAAAAUUGACCCCACACUGUAUGUCAAUGGCAUCCUGAACAUCCCAUGCCAAGACCCUUUCUACUUCUUCCUGCAUUGAAGAAGCCAAUGUGCUCCCACGAAGUUCUCAUGAAGUUCUCUCCUUCAUGUAGAUCAGGCCUGCAGAACCUGUGGCCCUCCAUCUCCCAGAAUUCCUGACCAUUGGAUGGACUGGCCAGGGCUUCUAGGAGUUGGAGUCCCAAAUACCUGGAGGGUCACAGGUUAUACAGGCCUGAUGUAGAUGCUACCAUUUUAAUUAUAAGAUCCCAAGAUUGACCUCACCCUGGACAUCAGUAGCAUCCUGAACAUCCCACACCAAGCAGUCUGCUCAGCUCCCACAAAGUUCUCAUGAAGUACUAUUCUUGGUGUAGGUGAUGCUAUUUGAAUAACAAGACACCAAAACUGACCCCAUCCAUGGAUGUCAAUGGCAUCCUGAACAUCCAUCGCCAGGUAUCCUUAUGCCUCUUCCCACAACAAGCCUCCUCUGGUGGUCCUGGUUGUCCUCUGCCAAGAGGACCCCUUGAUUUCCAUCCAUAUCUUCUUCCAGCUGGAGGAAAAUAUUGGGAACUGGGAAAUGACCCAAGUGGCCUGGACUUCUUUGGACAUUCUGUUGAACCUGUGCUUUGGAUCUCUGCCUACAAUCCUCAAAAGUCCAUCUUUCAAGUUUAAGAAGAGAUGCAGCUUUUCUCCUUUGGAUCCAAAAGCUGAAGCCUGUCGAACAGCCAAAGGCUUUCAAGAUUGGAUUUCUUCUGUGCUGGAGCAAAGUCGCCAUCCAAACUACUGCUAUCUAUAAGUAAUUUUUUUGUCAAGCCAUGAUACCCCCCCCCCCAGAAGAAUUAUAGCUCACCAAGGGCUCAGAAUGUUUCAUUUUUGAAAAGACCCUUUCUGGACUUGUGCAAGUUCAAAGCAUUAGAAGAUCGAGACCAAACCAGUAGCAGCUGUAUACGCUAUUGUUUCUAACCCUUCAACAAAUUGUAUAUAUUUUUCUUGAUUUUCUUAUAACUUGUAUCUUUUUAUAUACCAUAUAUAAAAUGUAUAAACUGCUUUAUAGAAUGUAUCAAUAAAAUAAUAAUAAUAAUA
This is a messenger RNA of Anolis sagrei ordinatus, 2946 nucleotides long. RefSeq names its product cytochrome P450 2C20-like. Gene Ontology annotation, molecular function: iron ion binding; heme binding; oxidoreductase activity, acting on paired donors, with incorporation or reduction of molecular oxygen, reduced flavin or flavoprotein as one donor, and incorporation of one atom of oxygen. NCBI's taxonomy places the organism in Eukaryota, Metazoa, Chordata, Lepidosauria, Squamata, Anolidae. Gene Ontology annotation, biological process: xenobiotic metabolic process. The record is from RefSeq and is a predicted model, not a curated record. Gene Ontology annotation, cellular component: intracellular membrane-bounded organelle; cytoplasm.